Molecule: messenger RNA, 536 nt
Organism: Galendromus occidentalis (western predatory mite)
Lineage: Eukaryota; Metazoa; Arthropoda; Arachnida; Mesostigmata; Phytoseiidae
Product: 40S ribosomal protein S19
Exons: 3
Coding region: 44-493 (149 amino acids)
Biological process (GO): ribosomal small subunit assembly; translation
Cellular component (GO): ribosome; cytosolic small ribosomal subunit
Molecular function (GO): RNA binding; structural constituent of ribosome
Source: RefSeq, a predicted model, not a curated record
AGAAUGAUGGAAAUGAUCCUUUUUCGUGUCGCCCGUAAGCAAGAUGCCGUCGCUUACCGUGAAAGACGUUGAUCAGCACGAAUUCGUGGUCGGCAUGGCCGCCUUCCUGAAGAAAUCUGGCAAACUUAACGUGCCGGAUUGGACUGAUAUAGCGAAAACCGGCAUCUACAAGGAGCUCUGCCCCAACAACGCUGACUGGUUCUACGUGCGUUGCGCCGCGCUUUUGCGCCAACUCUACUACAGAGGCCAGAUCGGCGUAGGCCGACUUACUCAAGUCUACGGGGGUCGUUACCGCCGCGGAGUUCGUCCGUCGCACUUCUGUAAGGGAUCUUCAUCCGUCAUCAGAAAAUCCCUCAGAUCCCUCGAGCAAAUGAAGCUCGUGGAGAAGGAAACCGAGAAGGGAGGACGCAAACUCUCCAAGCAAGGCCGAAGGGACUGUGACCGUAUCGCAGCUCAAGUUCAGAAGAAGUCGACCAUGUUGGCGGGGAAGUGAAAAGUUCCAGAGUUCUUGGAAUAAAGAGGUCUUGGAAAAGGAA